UGGGAUCAAACCCAACACGCCGGGUGUGCUAACUCCAACGGUGGAUCAGGACGACCUGUGGAAGUAGCUGUGAAAAAACAGUCAGGAGGCCUGACCCGAAGUCCUCGGCUCCCGUAACUCUGAAAACAGGUGGGAUUUCUCCUGGGACGACACCUCUUCUCCUGAUAUCCUACAGAAGGGCAAGCCCACUGGCCUGGGGCGAGGUGCUGAUUUGCAUACUUCACAGGGUUUUCUAAAUGAGAAAAGGUAUAUUGGGCAACUACUGACUUGAGACUUAUUUUUAGAAUGUCUGAAGAUGAUGAAAAAGUUACUCUUCGUCGUCUUGAACCUGCCCUCCAAAAAUUCAUUAAAGUGGCGGUUCCAACAGAUCUGGAAAGGCUGAGAAAGCACCAAAUAAAUAUUGAAAAGUAUCAGCGAUGCAAACUAUGGGACAGAUUACAUGAAGAGCACAUCAAUGCAGGACGUACUGUUCAGCAACUGCGAGCCAAUAUGCGAGAGAUGGAGAAGCUUUGUUCACGGAUCCGUCUGGAAGAUAUCCAAAUUCUGCAAAGAAUGAUAAAUCCCGUUAAGGAGGAAGCUUCAUUUGCCAUAAAAGAAUUUCUACAGCUCCAUUCAGAAUCUGCAGAAGAACUUAAAAAGCAGUUUAAUGAGCAGGAAGAUACCACUGUAAAGUCUCCUCUAACUAGAUCUACAACUGUAGGUGGAGAACCUUUUUAUAACAUAGAAGCUGUGGGAAAUUCCCAGAGUUUUAUCCAGAUGCAUUCUCCACUCCCUGAAAUUCCUCAGGAUGAAAAUGCUGCUGAAUCAUGGGAAACGUUAGAAGAGGACUUGAUUGAACUCAACCAGCUAGUAACUGACUUUUCUCUGCUAGUCCACUCUCAGCAGGAGAAGAUUGACAGAAUUGAAGACCAUGUCAACAAUGCCGCUGUGAAUGUUGAAGAGGGAACCAAAAACUUGGGGAAGGCUGCAAAGUACAAGCUGGCAGCUCUGCCUGUGGCAGGUGCACUCAUUGGAGGAGUGGUAGGGGGUCCUAUUGGUCUCCUUGCAGGCUUCAAAGUAGCAGGAAUUGCAGCUGCACUUGGUGGUGGGAUUCUGGGCUUCACAGGUGGAAAAUUGAUACAAAGAAGAAAACAGAAAGUGAUUGAGCAGCUCUCUUCCAGCUGUCCAGACCUUCCUAGUCAGAGCAACAAAAAAUCUAACUGAAGUGAGGCUGGGAACAGAAGUAAUAUCCCCAGCAAUGAUGACAACUUGCAGUCUUUGCUUUGAAUAUAAAUCUGAGUCUCAUGAAUUUGGACAACUAUAUUGCUGUUUUGGGGGGGGUGACACAGAGAUGCUAGAACUUAAGCAUUUGAGAGAGUGCCACUGAGACAAGGCAGUGCUGUAGUUUUGAAAGCUGUAAGGACUGCCUUUUUAUCAUAGGCAUAUGGUGCAUUACGGCUGCAGCUGUAAUGAUGAAUGCCAGGUGUUCUGUGCCAAAUUCACCUCUUAUUUUAUCUGAUGACAGGAGUAGAUUUAGUUGAGAGUUUAGAAUAAAUUUAGGAAAGCCUUGGAGCAUUCUCACCAGGGCAGAGUGAGACACCCUAAUGUUUGGAGCGUUUUUUCUAAGUGAUUUAAAAAAAAAAAUGAGCACACUAGCUUCCAGCCAGCUUCUAAACUUCACAAUUUUGGUUCCAGCAAAAUACCAAUUUGGCUGUAUCCGCAAACCACCAUAGGAUAAGUGACACUCUGUUCAACAGAAGCAUAAAUCAGCACAACUUUUUACAGGUUAAGGUUGAAAUGUAUCGUUGCAAGCUGUGGAGGCAGCUUCAUUGUCCUCUGCUUGUACUGUCAAGCUGGGCUGCCUUUCUAGAGCACUACACAAUCUUUAUUUUCUUUUUUAAAAAGCUUAUUUUUCCUGCCCUUUUCUUAUUGUCCUUCUUAAAUCAUCUACUGCUUCUUAUGAAUAAACAGUUUCACUUUCCAUCCCUUCCCAACAAGCCAAUAAAAAAAUUGUAUAGGAGUGGUUGUGCUAGGGGUGUAGCUUUCCAUUAUGGUCUAAUCCCAGCUGGUCUUUGAAAGCAACUGUCUGGGAUUGAAAUUAAAUUCCAAGAUUUGGAACAUUGAAGCCCUGCUUAUUUAAGUAUUGCCUGGCUCAUUGUUGGAUGCUGAUGUCCCUUCUUCCUUUGCACCUUUCUAACAUUCUGCCAGCAGCAAAACAGCAGUGGAAGAAGUUAAAAACCAGCCAUUCAUGACAUUUGAUAUUGCUGGAACAGCAGCAACUCCUCAGUAGUUCCUUAUACCUGUUCCACUGAUUUAGCAAGAGUGUGAUGAUAAUUGGCAUCAGUUUCUUUGCCAGGUGAGGUGGUUAUAGAUUACAAAGGACUGUCAUAUGGGUAUAGUCCUGGUGACUGUGCUGUCAUUAGCUGAUCUGAUCAGAAAAAACAUUUUGAAAGAUGGCCAAGUCUGUUGCAACACCCAGGUCAUGAACACAGCUGGGUACGAGUCAGCCCUGUAUACUAUUCCUCAGCUGGCUGUCUCCAGCCAUACAGCAUAAUUAUGCUAGUGCUUUCACUCCGUUUUUUGCUUACCUCAGCAGAUCCGAGCUCUGCUCCGCUGGGCAGCUUGGGCCAAGAUGCGUCUAGUUCUUAGAAUUCACAGUCAGCAGAGUUUUCUCUUCAAGGAAUUGGGGUGUAUAUGGGUGUAGUUAGCUCUGGCUUGUGCCACUGUCUUCUUGGUGAUGCCUGUUGAGGGAUAUCUUCCUGGGGGUAUCUGUUGCGCCUCAUUUAUCCUGCUCAUUGUAUUGUCAACUAAAGUCCACUUAUGUCUCUGCCUCUUCCAUUUUUAAAUAUAGUAUUUUUAAUGAGUUUUCAAUGUCACACAGCCCUGGCUCUUCCACACGGUCUAGCUGUGCCCCAUCACUCUGCAUGAGUUCCAGCACUGCUGCUACCACUUUCUGGGAAAACAUAGGGCGCAAAGUUGCUUCUGGAAGAUCUCAAAUGGUUGGAUCUUCUUGAGACCUUUUACAAAUUAAUAUCUAAAAGGUUUUCCUAAAUAUUGUGUAAUUACAUGUUGAUGUUCAGUCCUUCAUAUCUUUAGGGGAGAACUAUCACUUCACUUAACAAUUACUGGAGCUCCACUUUAAUAACCAACAAUUUGUCGAUCUAUGAAAAUAUUGUCUUCUAAUAAUGGACUCUGGCUUUGGUGCCUAAAUGCAUUCUAAGAAACCAUUAGCUUCAAGACAAGUUUCCUGUAGUUCUCUCUCAUUUAUUUUACUUAAGAGUACAAACCAACUGCAACUGUGUAGAUGAUGUUGUCUACUUUAAAUAAGACUUAGGCUCAGGGAAGCAACAUGAAUGAAAAUGGUGUUCACAAGUAAUCAUUAAAAUGUAAAACUAACAAAACUCCAUGUAUUAAGCCAAAGUGCCUUUCUCUGUAGAAUUACAUGGGGUUGAGAAAACCUCCUGAGUUACCUGGCUUAUUUGCACGUGCCAUGCAAGAAACGUUUUUUUUUUUUAAAUCGCAUCUAUUAUGACUAUACACAUUUGUAAUGAACUCAUAACAACCCAUAGCAGAGAAAUGUAUUCCUUGUUUGAUGUCCUUAGCCAUUACACUUUAUCUGCCUACAUUUAGAGCAUUCGGAACCAGAAAAAACCACUGCUCUCUCUAGGAAUUGGAGUAGACAUUGAAGAUGUCAACUUCUCUUCUUUACCCUGCUAACUUGUAUGCAUUUGAUGACAGGAACCAAGAGAGAAUUGCCCAAACUUUUGCAAGUUGGGAAUACAGCUAUGACAAUCCUUAUGUACAGAACUGAGGACCUUCUUUUUUUUUUUCACUAGGCUAGUGACUGUAAAGUUGCAUACAAAAUCAGUUUAAUAGAUGCUCACUUAAGAGACAUUUAAAGCCAUAUUGCUUCUCUCUCUCAUGUUUGAAAAAACGAAAUCCAGUAAAAAAAAACUACAGUUUCAUUUGCAUCUGGUAUGCAUGAAGAAACUUUAUAUGCCAUUAAAGCCAACAAUACUGCUGGAAUUGUAUAAUUCAAUUUCAAGUCUGAGGGUUUCUUUUGAAUAUAUAGAAAAACGUGGGCCCCCUUUCGUGGCCAAACCAUUGCUUAAAUUGCUAUGGACAUUAUUCAAGAGUCAGAAGUACAAGGUAGACAUUUUGUCAGAUUCAAUAAAGAUUUUUUUUUGCCU
Molecule: messenger RNA, 4169 nt
Organism: Alligator sinensis (Chinese alligator)
Lineage: Eukaryota; Metazoa; Chordata; Crocodylia; Alligatoridae
Gene: STX17
Product: syntaxin 17
Exons: 8
Coding region: 286-1203 (305 amino acids)
Biological process (GO): intracellular protein transport; vesicle fusion; exocytosis
Cellular component (GO): SNARE complex; autophagosome membrane; plasma membrane
Molecular function (GO): SNAP receptor activity; SNARE binding
Source: RefSeq, a predicted model, not a curated record